GCAAAGCUUCUUCUCUCAUUAACACAUUAUGCGCACCUCUCUUUAAUGAGACCCUAUUUUCUUCUCUCUCUCUCUCUCUAAGCGGAAAACAUGUGUGGCGGUGCUAUCAUUUCCGACUUCGUGGAUAUAAGGCCUGGCCGGAACCUGUCGCCUGAGGAGCUCUGGUCCGAGCUUGACACCGUCUCUGCUGACUUCCUUGGCUUCGACUCUUAUCCAAACCAGUUUAGCUACAAGGUCCCUCAAAAGCCCAAGCAACUCAACAAAGUGACGAGCGAUAAGACUCACAAAAGAAGCCAAUUAGUUGCAGAGAAGGAGAAGAAGAGUCAGAAAAGUCGCAAGAACGUGUACAGAGGGAUCAGACAAAGGCCAUGGGGAAAAUGGGCCGCUGAGAUCAGAGACCCACAUAAAGGUGCCCGAGUCUGGCUUGGUACCUACAACACAGCCGAAGAAGCGGCACGCGCUUACGACGAAGCCGCCAGGCGAAUCCGAGGCGACAAAGCCAAGCUCAACUUUGUCACGCAACCCCAUCCGGCUACGGCUCCGGCUCCGGCUACGGCUACGGCUCUCGAUGCGCCGCCGGCUAAGAAGAGGUGCACGGUUCCCGAGUUAACCGAGCCGAGUUUCCAGACCACAGAGCCACCACCGCCAUACACGGGCUACCCUUGCAAGAACGAGGCGGCGAGUGAAUUUGAGCUGAAAGAGUCAUUCUCGAGCUUGGAAUCGUUUCUGGGUUUGGAGCCUGAACAGCAGCCGAGUUCGCUCGUUGGAAGCGCGGAGUUCGAGUCGGCGGACCUCUGGCUGCUGGACGACCUGGUGACUCAUCGCCAGCAACAACUGAAGCUUAUGUAUUAGAGGAAUAGAAAGCUCAUGUAAUAGAAAAACCGAGGGAUGUGUACUGUGUAUGCAAGAGUCGUCCGUGAUUAUUAGUGUUUGUCUUUAAUUAAUGCUUUUUCGGUGCCGUAAAUACCAUAAAAAAUAAAGUGGCGUGUGCUUGCUGUGUGUCAUCGUCUUUGUCGUUGUCUGCGUUUUGUUUUCAAAGCUUUAGGUUAGGUUGGGGCUCGUGAGUCGUGCUGGAGCUCGGUGCAUGUAUCUAUUCUGAAUCUGAUCUUUCGUUGGAUUUUAAUAAUUCCCUCUAUUAUUAAUGGUUCUUACUUUUUAUUA
Alnus glutinosa is the source of this 1161-nucleotide messenger RNA. RefSeq names its product ethylene-responsive transcription factor RAP2-3. NCBI's taxonomy places the organism in Eukaryota, Viridiplantae, Streptophyta, Magnoliopsida, Fagales, Betulaceae. Bases 91 to 852 code for a protein of 253 amino acids. Gene Ontology annotation, molecular function: DNA-binding transcription factor activity; DNA binding. The record is from RefSeq and is a predicted model, not a curated record. Gene Ontology annotation, biological process: regulation of DNA-templated transcription; ethylene-activated signaling pathway. The transcript is spliced from 2 exons.